Photinus pyralis (common eastern firefly) is the source of this 717-nucleotide messenger RNA. RefSeq names its product group XIIA secretory phospholipase A2. The record is from RefSeq and is a predicted model, not a curated record. NCBI's taxonomy places the organism in Eukaryota, Metazoa, Arthropoda, Insecta, Coleoptera, Lampyridae. The transcript has 3 exons. Gene Ontology annotation, cellular component: extracellular region. Gene Ontology annotation, molecular function: A2-type glycerophospholipase activity; calcium ion binding. The coding region runs from base 30 to 665 and encodes 211 amino acids. Gene Ontology annotation, biological process: lipid catabolic process; phospholipid metabolic process; arachidonate secretion.
CAUGAAAGGUGUUAAAGCUGAACAUCCCAAUGGAAAUCCCUUAUGUGAAAGUUUUAAUUUACGGGUUAACAUUCUUAGUGUAUGCGUAUUCGGGCUAUGGGUCGGGCGUACUCGAAAAUUUACGGGACGCAGUAUUGGCAGCAGAAAAUGUUUUUGGUGAUGUUAUGAAAAACGUUAUCACGGUAGCUAAGCAAUUUAAAACUAUACACGAUGUUUUCGAUGCGGCUGUCGAGGAGAAUUGCGUAUUCAAAUGUCCAGUCGAAGGGGUUGCACCGAAACCGCAUCGGAAUCACGUGCCAAAGGCAGAUGGCUGUGGAGCACUAGGGUUAAAAAUUGACCCCAAUUCUUUACCAAUUGCGGAAAUGUCGAAAUGUUGUAAUGCUCACGACCUUUGUUACGAUACAUGUAAUUCAAAUAGGGAAGUGUGUGAUGUAGAAUUCAAACGUUGUUUAUAUCAGUACUGUGAUAGUCAUAAAAAGAACCUCGGUGGAAAUAUGGUGACAGCUUGUAAAAGUGCAGCGAAAAUUUUGUUUACUGGUACAAUGGCACUAGGGUGUAAGGCCUAUCUUGAUGCCCAGAAAAAUGCUUGUUAUUGCCCAGCCUCGUAUGGAUCGAAAAAGGAACAGAAGCGUGGUGGUAAAUAUUCUGGAGCGGAUGAGUUGUAACUUAGGUAAUUUAUAGAAACUGUAGAUAAAGAAGUAAAAUUAUUCUGAUUUG